Aspergillus eucalypticola CBS 122712 is the source of this 301-nucleotide messenger RNA. RefSeq lists its product as uncharacterized. The transcript has a single exon. The record is from RefSeq and is a predicted model, not a curated record. The coding region runs from base 41 to 295 and encodes 84 amino acids. Lineage: Eukaryota; Fungi; Ascomycota; Eurotiomycetes; Eurotiales; Aspergillaceae.
AGGAAGUAUCCCAAAAUGGCAUUAGUGUCUACUGUCUACUAUGACUCUCACGCGCUUCCAAGGCGCCCCCAUGUCCGAAAAAGUGAAGAUAUCAUAUAAAAUUGCUGUCGCCGCCUCAGGGAGGGGUUUGGUUGGGACCCUGGCUUUUCAACUAAUGUCUGUAAUUCUGCCCCAACUAAUACGCAGUAAAGGGAGUGAUAUGACAGAAAUGAAUGAAAUAGACACAAGUCUCAAAGUCACGCGAAAACUGGGCGUCGUUAAAUGGACUAAUACACCAGAGAUUGGGCCAGGCUGAGCACCA